UCCGCGCGACCGUGUUGCGGACGAUCUCUCGCCUCUUCCUCCUUUCACGGAUCUUCGCCGGCACGUCGGAGUCUCCCGGAGAGAGAGGGAGGUGACACUUUCGGGCAGACACGCGGCACGAAUCUCGCGCACUCGGUGGACGCACGCGAGGACACGGAAGAGCCGCGCUUCGUUGCAGAUCGGUGACGGUGCCAAGAUUUCGUUCUUUUUUUUUUCCGAUCUCCACUCGGAUUCUUUGUUCCGAAAGCGUCUCGUGAGUCGAGUGAGCUUGAGCCGGUCUUGCCAGUGCAUAAAACGAGCAAUGCGUAUUAUCCCAGUGUGACAGUGUUGAAGACGACGAUUUUCAAGCGCAGCAUUGCCGUCGUCGCUGUCAUCGUCAUCCCCGAAGAAAAACGUCGGGGCGUUCCUCGGACGAUACAUACCAAGGUGUUAACGUCGCCGCAAACGACUCGUCGAGUCUCGAAUAAACGAGUGAUCGUGGAUAAAACUCAGUAGUGUGACUUUGGUGCUCGCAGUGCUUAGUGUCGAUGCGCCGGAUGUUGCAGGAUAACGGCGAAGAACAAAAGGCCGCUCGCGACACGUAAACACGCGAACGACCAACUCGCGAAUAUGGCCAGUACGACAAUGAUGGGUCUGCGUCGCAGAGCGCCGGUGAACAGCUCACCAACUCCCUCGGGUCAGUCACCAUCCACGACGAGUACGUCGUCAUCGAGCAAGCGCUUGAGGAACGAGAACAACAACAGCCCGUCCCACGGCAAUCUGAACUCGAUGAACGGUGGCUCUCGGGACGAGCCGCCGACGAAGAAGUCCCGCGGGACUUCGACGAGCGGAGCGAAGGGUAAUAGUUGUUCCUCGUCGAACUCGGCGUCGUCGACAACCACGAGUACCUCGACCGACAGCCAGAAUUCGAGGAGUCGCGGAACUUCCGUUUCGAGAUCGGCCACUCAGACCAAGUCGUCGUCCACUUCGACGGCUGCCACCUCGGCUGCCUCCUCCUCGAGCGAUAUAUCGAACGGCACCGCGCUCUCGAACAGCUGGACGACUACGUCAAGCAUGUCGGACGUGCCGUCGUACGCUUCCGUGACCGGGCUCGGUUUGACGGGCGGACAAACGGCCGGCCUCUGCGCCGGAAGCCUCGGCAUGCCUCCUACACCGAUACCACCGUACAUGUCGACCUCCAUGGCGACCUUCGUUGGUAACGCCACGAACCUCGGUAAGAGCUCGUCCGUCUCGUACCUCGACAUUUCCAACAUGACCGGCAGUUCUUUGGCUGCUUCCGGCGUCGCGAACUCGUUAAACAGCGGAUACGCGGCGAACGGUUCCGCCGCUGUAGACGCGAAGAGCGGAAUGGCGUUGUCGUAUUCGCCAAACGUCAACGGCGGCUCAUUCGGCGCGCAAAAGAGCCCGAACGGAGCCGACGUGGCCACCGCUUCGCCGAGGAAAUUUCAAAACGACGCUAUGUUCAACACUUAUCAACCAUGGGUGAUCAAAACGUACGGCGAUCUGGCCAAGACUAAGACUAUCACUAUCAAGAAAUACGCGCGUAUCCUGAGGACGUUGCGGGGCGAGGAAGUGAACAGCGCGGAGAACAGCAAGUUCCGCUUCUGGGUCAAGAGCAAGGGUUUCCAUAUCGGUCAGCCGGAAGGCUACGACGCGAAACCGGCCGACAGGAUUAUCGGACGUCAUGCUGUCACGAGCCCGGGAUUGGAUCCGCCGCUCUACGUGCCCACGCAGCUGCCGCACAACAAGGCGUUAAAUGGUGCCGAAGGUACAGUUCCACCAGGAAGAGUAUACAAGAAAGUCGCGAUUGUAGAGAACUUCUUCGACAUUAUCCACGCCGUUCACGUUGAUCUCGAAGGACGUCCUGGGAAGCAUGCCGGUCAGAAACGCACUUAUAGAACGAUUACAGAAACGUAUGCAUUUCUACCCCGAGAAGCGGUAACGCGAUUUCUGCUGGGCUGCACGGAAUGCCAACGUCGUCCGCGGACGCCCAGUCCAACGAACUUAUCCAAUCAGUCGCAAUCCACGGCUACGACGUUGGCGUCGACGCCAACCCCUCCGAGCCCGAAUCGCGGUGGUAGCAACGCCGCUCUCGCGACCUCGUCGUUAUCGUCGUCCUCGACGGUGCAGAGUAAUUCCAAGUCGCGCGAUAGCAGUCACCACGCGCCGUCAGAGGCGAAGAAUUUGCACAAUUAUAGGCAUCAGAAGCAGCACAAGAGCAGCGGCGUGGCUGCGACAGAUAAACUCGAAAAGGACAAGGAUGAGAAGUACAAUCCGCUGAGUAUCACGAACCUACUGAAGAAAGAACCGGCAAACGGUGGUUUUCUCGCCAAUUCGGACGCUCUGCCGGAAUCGAGAAGGACGCCGGAGUCGGACCGAGCGAGUUCGAGGAGCUCGGCAUCGUCGAAGAGGAAGCGGAUGCUGCCGGAGGGACGUACGCCCUCGCCUCAACCCAGCCAGCCGUUGCCGAGGCCCUGGAGUCCCGGGCUGGAUCCCAAGAACACGCCCAUCGACUAUAGCCUCCCCAUCACGACCUCGUACUUAAAGCAUCAGCAAAGGCUACUCCAGGCGGAGAAGAGCAAGGCCGCCGCUAAUGCGGGAAAGGAGACGUUUGAGAUAUCGGAGCCCAAGACCAUUGUGACGCCGCUUGUCGAGGAAACGGAGAGCGCCGAGAAGGAGAGAUACUCGCCGGCUACCGGUCUGAUCGACACGAACCUCAAUCUACUAGCGACUAUUCAGCACCUCCAUUGCCAAGUGAUGUUGGCGCUCACCGAGCGACUGAGACCAUCGAUCGCGAGUCCUUUAGUUCUGCCAUCGACGCCGACAAAUGUUCUCGCGGGCUCGAUGAUGAUGGGCACGGAAGUGUCAAUCCAAACAGGAGAGAAUCAUUUGUAAACUGAUUGGCGCGAAGACAGAAUUGUUGAGAGUGGUGUGAUCUGGUUAACGGCUUUUCUGAGAGAUGUGUGAAGGUUACUAAACUAUGAUCGAGAUGAAAAAUUGAUAUCUUUGCGACCAGGACUAUUUGCGUCGAUAAUAUCGACUGGUCGGAGGCAAUCUCGUCGAUCAUUCAUUCCAGAUGAGUGUUUCUCGAUAAAAAAAUCGGCUCGCUUUUUAAAGUCAGACGAUGGACGUCUGAAAUUCUAACAAAGGUAAUAAAAUUUCUUUUAUUUGCGUUUUUGACACAAUCGAAACAACCAAUAUAAGAUUUCUUGUACAAAAUGUCGAUCACGGUGGCUCCCUUUAUCUUUAAUUCGUUCUUGAAUAUGUAUCCGAUUGACGCAUGUUUGCGAACGCGAUUCACCCUCGUCUCGUCUUCCAUCAGCGAAACGAUAGAUGGACGCAAUUACAUAUUGAACCGGACGGGAUCGAUUAUUGUUGUCGCGCUCAUGUCACACAUUUCAUCCGAUCGAGCCGGUUGCCGCUGCUGCUUGCUUGCGUCCGACGCUAGUCGGUGCCCGAUAUAGACGACGGGCCAAGCGAGCGGGAUAAUUUCCGAGUCUGUCGAAAUACGGGUCGAUGUGUCAGGGAUUCGCGCGCCGCCUCCUCUAUGUCCGAUAUUUAGGGAUCCGUUACGCGGAGAGCGGAUCUCGCGAUAUUUGCUCGCCGCCGGACUCGACUCCGAUCGAUCCAUCCAGGCGGAGCAAAAGCGGCACAGUCCGCGCGGCGACACCGCGAAGGUCCUGAAUAUUCAACGAACCAACGAGAUAGAGAAGAGAGAGAGAG
Messenger RNA from Formica exsecta, 3723 nucleotides. Its product is annotated as cell wall protein DAN4-like. The transcript is spliced from 4 exons. The coding region runs from base 610 to 2895 and encodes 761 amino acids. Lineage: Eukaryota; Metazoa; Arthropoda; Insecta; Hymenoptera; Formicidae. The record is from RefSeq and is a predicted model, not a curated record.